CGAAGCAUGGCGUCCUCAGGCAGGUCUUACAAUGAUGCGAUUGACAAGCUCAACGAGCUCCAGACGCCGUUCGCGGUGAUUGAAGCCCGUCGCAAGGCCGGCAUCCUGCCCGACUCGGUCCUGGGCAUCGCAAAGAUGAGGACCUAUCUCACUCGAAUCGGAUACACACCCGCAGAUCUGGACCGCCUCAACAUCGUCCACGUCGCCGGCACAAAGGGCAAAGGCAGCACCUGCGCCUUUGUCGACUCCAUCCUGUCGCAGUACCAGCAGCGUCACGGCGGCAGCAGCAAUGGUCCGCGCAAGACGGGCCUCUUCACGUCGCCUCACCUCAUGGCCGUGCGGGAGCGCAUCCGCAUCGACUCGCGGCCCAUCUCCGAGGAGCUGUUUGCAAAGUACUUCUUCCAGGUCUGGGACCGCCUCGAGGAGUCGCGCGAGGCCCCCGCCGACGACGACGAGGACACGCCGUUUGGCUCCAAGCCCGUGUACGCGCGCUAUCUCACGCUCGUCAGCUGGCAUGCCUUUCUGCAGGAGGGCGUCGAGGUGGCCGUUUACGAGACGGGCAUAGGGGGCGAGUACGACUCGACGAAUCUCGUGGAGAAGCCGGUGGCGUCGGGCAUCAGCACGCUUGGCAUCGACCACGUCGCUGUCCUGGGCGACACGGUCGAGAAGAUUGCCUGGCACAAGGCCGGCAUCAUGAAGACGGGCUGUCCGGCAUUUACCAUUGAGCAGCUGCCCGGCGCAGAACAGGUGCUGGUCGAUCGCGCAAAGGAAAAGAAGGUCGAUCUCAAGGUUUUGAAAAUCGAUCCUCGCCUCGAGGGCGUCCGCAUCAGGCCCAACGCGGUGUUCCAGAAGAAGAACGCAACGCUGGCCAUUGCGCUUGCGGAAACGGCCUUGAAGAAGCUGGGUCUCGUCAAGGAGAUUCCUCAAGAUCGGCUCCCUCAGGAAUUCAUUGACGGAUUGGAAAAGUGCGUCUUCAGGGGCCGAUGCGAGGUCAAGCAGGAGAAGAAUGUCAUCUGGCAUCUCGACGGCGCGCACACGGCAGACAGCCUGAAGAUGUCAUCCAAAUGGUUCGCCAGCGAAAUCGCCGGCCAGACCGGCCCGAGGGUCAUGAUUUUCAACCAGCAAGGCCGCAUCGAAGCAGUCGACUUCCUCCCACCCAUCUGCACCACCCUCAAGGCCACGGCCCAGCAAGACAGACCAGCCUUUGACCACGUCGUCUUCUGCACAAACGUCACCUACGCCCAGACCGGCUACAAGCGCGACUUUGUCAACAACACCAUCGACCCGACCGAGGUCGACAAGCUCACUGUCCAGCGCAGCUUCGCCGAGAAAUGGUCCGCCAUCGACCCGCAGUCCAAGGUCGUCGUCCUGCCGACCAUUGAAGACGCGCUCAACUACGCGCGCGAGGUGGCUCGGGGCUUGCCUGAGGCGGGAGAGGACAAAGUGCUGGUCUAUGUCACGGGGAGUUUGCAUCUCGUGGGGGGUGCGCUGGGGAUUCUGGAGGAGACGGAUGCUCUGUAG
Trichoderma reesei QM6a is the source of this 1521-nucleotide messenger RNA. RefSeq lists its product as uncharacterized. NCBI's taxonomy places the organism in Eukaryota, Fungi, Ascomycota, Sordariomycetes, Hypocreales, Hypocreaceae. The transcript is spliced from 4 exons. The record is from RefSeq and is a predicted model, not a curated record. Gene Ontology annotation, biological process: tetrahydrofolylpolyglutamate biosynthetic process. The annotation marks the transcript as partial. Gene Ontology annotation, cellular component: cytosol; cytoplasm; mitochondrion. Gene Ontology annotation, molecular function: ATP binding; tetrahydrofolylpolyglutamate synthase activity.